AUGGCACUUUUUACAGCCAGAGCAAGUAGGGCAUCGGUGCUCCGGAAGCCCUUUCUUUCUCUUCCACAGACAACCGCCCGCACUUUGACCACCCGAGCAACCUCGUAUACACUCAACACCGGUGCUAAAAUUCCAGCGCUUGGAUUUGGCACAUUCCAGGAUCCCGAUUCUCAGGAAGAUACCGUUAAUCGGGCCUUACAGAGGGGUAUGCGCCUAAUCGACACAGCUCGGGUCUACAAUGUCGAAGAGCAAGUCGGAAAGGGAAUUAAGAAGAGCGGGGUCCCCCGGGAAGAUAUUUUUCUCGGUACAAAGUUGUGGUGCAAUGAUUACCACCCUGAAGACGUGGAGCGUGCUUUGGAUGACUCGCUGCGAGACUUGGACACCCCAUACGUGGAUCUUCUUUUGAUGCAUUACCCUUGCACCUUCCAGCGGGGACCAGAUCGAUUUCCUAGGGAUGCCGAUGGUAGGAUGAUUGCCGGCGAGACCACCUACCUGGACACGUGGAAAGCGAUGGAAAAACUGACCAAGACCGGUAAGGUCAAGUCCAUUGGAGUUUCCAACUUUAGCAAAGGUGAAAUCGAAACUUUGGUCAACGAGUCUUCCACGAUCCCGGCUGUUCACCAAAUGGAGGUCCACCCAUAUCUGCAACAGAAAGGAUUCAACGAAUGGCUGCGCACAAAGGGAAUUCAUGUUGUCCAGUUUAGCCCUUUGGGUAAUAUGAACGAUUUCUACAGACAGACUGGAUGGUCAAAGGACGUUGCGCACAUGAUGCGUGUCAUUGACCAACCCAUUCUAAAGGAGAUAGGAGAAAAGUACGGCAAGAGUGCUGUGCAGGUGGUGCUCGCUUGGGGUAUCAACAGCGGCCGCUCUGUUAUCCCAAAGAGUGUCGUUGAUUGGCAGAUUGAUCAGAACUUGGAAGCAGAUUUUGAGUUACAGCCCGAGGACUUGGCCCAGAUUGCUACCUUGGAUGCAAAAGCUCGCUUCAAUGAUCCUAGCUUGGACUAUGAAUGGCGCUUAUACAGUGACCUGGAAGGUAUUGAUGGCACCGUGAGAGGACGAACCCACUAG
Molecule: messenger RNA, 1068 nt
Organism: Talaromyces rugulosus
Lineage: Eukaryota; Fungi; Ascomycota; Eurotiomycetes; Eurotiales; Trichocomaceae
Exons: 2
Coding region: 1-1068 (355 amino acids)
Cellular component (GO): cytosol
Molecular function (GO): aldose reductase (NADPH) activity
Source: RefSeq, a predicted model, not a curated record